CACGCUCUUCCUUCCACAUUUCUCCAAAUAUAAAAUAGAUGUUAUGUGGGGAGUAAUGAGCCCCAUUCAUUAUCAUGUCUCCCACAUCACUCUAGUUUAGCUUCUGUUUUCUUAUUCCCUAGUCAUUGGUUGGUAUAAUUUUCUCUUUCUUUUUGCUUUUUUAAAAAGAUUUAUGAUUUGGAAUUAUUCUGGGUUUUGCAGAAGACAGGAGCCAUCGUUGAUUGAUGCAGUAUAGAUAUUACUUUUUAUUACAGAGGUUUCUAAAUGGGAAAGGAUUAUAGUGGAUCCCCAAAGCUUCAACUGCGGGAAUUAAAGAGAAAACGUCUCAUGUGGGUGUUAGUUGUUAGUGGUCUAUGUGUGUUUUUCUAUGUUCUUGGGGCUUGGCAGGGUUCUCGUGCUCCAACCAGUCAGUCUGAACUCUACUCCAGAGUUGGAUGUGAUGUUGGUUCAACUAAGAAGACGAGCAAUGAACAGGUUCCAUCAUCAUCCUGGGAUCCACAACCGGUGUCAGACCCACUAGACUUUGAAAGCCAUCAUCAGUUAGAAGUUAACAGUUCUGAGGAAUCGCAAAAAUUCCCGCCAUGUGAUAUGUCAUUCAGUGAAUACACUCCAUGCCAAGAUCGACAAAGGGGUAGGAAAUUUGAUCGAAAGAUGAUGAAGUAUAGAGAGAGGCAUUGCCCUAAAAAGGAAGAGUUAAUCCGCUGCCUUAUACCUGCCCCACCAAACUACAAGGCCCCUUUCAAAUGGCCACAGAGCCGGGAUUAUGCAUGGUAUGCUAACAUCCCUCACAAGGAGCUUAGUAUAGAGAAAGCAAAUCAGAAUUGGAUCCAAGUCGAAGGAGAUCGCUUCAGAUUUCCUGGGGGAGGCACGAUGUUUCCACGUGGUGCUGAUGCUUAUAUUGAUGAUAUUAAUGAACUUAUCCCCCUUAGUGAUGGAACCAUUCGAACUGCUGUUGAUACAGGUUGUGGAGUUGCAAGUUGGGGUGCUUACUUGCUAAAGAGGGACAUAAUAGCAAUGUCUUUUGCUCCAAGAGAUACACAUGAAGCACAGGUUUGGUUUGCAUUAGAACGAGGCAUUCCAGCUAUGAUUGGCAUCAUGGGUUCACAGAGACUUCCAUAUCCUGCGAGGGCUUUUGAUAUGGCUCACUGUUCACGGUGCCUUAUCCCGUGGUUCAGCAAUGAUGGAAUGUAUCUGACUGAAGUAGAUAGGAUUUUGAGGCCCGGUGGUUAUUGGAUACUUUCUGGCCCUCCGAUUCGUUGGAAGAAAUACUGGAGAGGUUGGGAGAGGACCAAAGAAGACUUGAAGCAGGAGCAAGAUUCAAUCGAGGAUGUUGCUAAACGACUCUGUUGGAAGAAAGUGAUUGAAAAAGGAGAUCUUUCUGUGUGGCAAAAACCUUUCAAUCACGUCCAGUGUAUCAAGAACAAAAAGAUAUAUCGUACGCCGCAUAUCUGCAAAUCGGACAAUGCUGAUGCAGCUUGGUACAAGAACAUGGAAACUUGCAUAACCUCGCUGCCAGAGGUAAGCAGCUCUGAUGAGGUCGCGGGAGGCAAACUAGAGAAAUGGCCAGAGCGUGCCUUUGCUGUUCCGCCAAGAAUUAGCAGUGGAUCAAUCCCAGGUGUCACUGUUGAGAAAUUCCAACAGGAUAACGAAAUGUGGAAGGGUCGUGUGGCACAUUACAAACAUGUUGUUAGUCAAUUACAUCAAGGACAAUAUCGAAAUGUAAUGGACAUGAAUGCUUAUUUUGGUGGAUUCGCUGCAGCCAUGAUGAAAUACCCAGUAUGGGUUAUGAAUGUGGUCCCCACAAAUUCAGAUGUUGACACAUUAGGAUUGAUUUAUGAGCGCGGUUUCAUUGGUACAUAUCAAGAUUGGUGUGAAGCAUUCUCAACAUAUCCACGAACAUAUGAUCUCAUUCACGCAGGCGGUGUCUUCAGCAUAUAUCAGGACAGGUGUGACAUUACAUACAUUCUCCUUGAGAUGGAUAGGAUCCUACGACCCGAAGGGACUGUUAUAUUCAGAGAUGUGGUUGAAGUCUUGGUGAAGAUUAAAAGUAUAACAGACGGAAUGAGAUGGGAAAGUCGAAUCAUGGAUCAUGAAAGUGGACCAUUUAACCCUGAGAAGAUUCUCCUAGCCAAGAAAAGUUAUUGGACUGGUGAAGCCAAACAAGAACAGCGCUAGUCCUGCAGAAUUCAAGUUGAGAUAAGGAUGCUCACCAAAAUUCUCAGCCACAAGGCACGUUUUCUGUAUUUGUAGAAGUUAUUGAUUUUCCCUGUAAGAAAACUCCUUUAGCUUCUAAAUUUAUUACUUGUCAUCUAUGUAUAAUUCAGCUUCAGCCGGUUAGUCAGGAUAGAAAAGCUGGUCUUGAUUUAAAUAUUAAGCCCCUAUUUGAGCUCCAUUUUUUUGGACAA
Molecule: messenger RNA, 2405 nt
Organism: Olea europaea var. sylvestris
Lineage: Eukaryota; Viridiplantae; Streptophyta; Magnoliopsida; Lamiales; Oleaceae
Product: probable methyltransferase PMT18
Exons: 6
Coding region: 265-2175 (636 amino acids)
Cellular component (GO): endosome; trans-Golgi network; cytoplasm
Molecular function (GO): methyltransferase activity
Source: RefSeq, a predicted model, not a curated record